Trichechus manatus latirostris (Florida manatee) is the source of this 2397-nucleotide messenger RNA. RefSeq names its product SRP receptor subunit alpha (gene SRPRA). Bases 178 to 2094 code for a protein of 638 amino acids. Gene Ontology annotation, biological process: SRP-dependent cotranslational protein targeting to membrane; intracellular protein transport. The transcript is spliced from 14 exons. Lineage: Eukaryota; Metazoa; Chordata; Mammalia; Sirenia; Trichechidae. Gene Ontology annotation, molecular function: signal recognition particle binding; GTPase activity; GTP binding. The record is from RefSeq and is a predicted model, not a curated record. Gene Ontology annotation, cellular component: signal recognition particle receptor complex; endoplasmic reticulum membrane.
AGCCCUACGCGACCUCGAGGGGAGGAGGCAGGAACCCGGCGGCUCUGAGCGGAAGUGCGGCUGAGCUGGUUUCCGGGGCCGCUGGUGUGACGUGUCCCGAGCCUGGCGCAGCAGGAAGCGGCGGCGAUCGUGGCCUGAGUUCCCUGCGCCGGCCCCAGCUCCUCGCCUGCUGCCGCCAUGCUCGACUUCUUUACCAUUUUCUCCAAGGGUGGGCUUGUGCUCUGGUGCUUCCAGGGUGUGAGCGACUCAUGCACCGGGCCCGUUAACGCGCUGAUUCGUUCCGUGCUGCUGCAGGAACGGGGAGGUAACAACUCCUUCACCCAUGAGGCGCUCACACUCAAGUAUAAACUGGACAACCAGUUUGAGCUGGUGUUUGUGGUUGGUUUUCAGAAGAUCCUAACGCUGACCUAUGUAGACAAAUUGAUAGAUGACGUGCACCGGCUGUUUCGGGACAAGUACCGCACAGAGAUCCAACAGCAAAGUGCUUUAAGUCUAUUGAACGGCACCUUUGAUUUCCAAAAUGACUUCCUGCGGCUCCUUCGUGAAGCAGAGGAGAGCAGUAAGAUCCGUGCUCCCACUACCAUGAAGAAAUUUGAAGAUUCUGAAAAGGCCAAGAAACCUGUGAGGUCUAUGAUUGAGACACGCGGGGAAAAGCCCAAGGAAAAAGCAAAGAACAGCAAAAAAAAGGGGGGUAAGAAGGAAGGUUCUGAUGGCGGCCCUUUGGCUGCCGGCAAAGCAGACUCUUCAGUAAAGACGGCUGUCCCAGUGGGGCCUGAGAAUGGGGUAGAACUUUCCAAAGAGGAGCUGGUACGCAGGAAGCGAGAAGAGUUCAUGCAAAAGCAUGGGAGGGGUAUGGAGAAGUCCAGCAGGUCCCUGAAGUCAGACGCUCCAAAGGAGAAGGGCAAAAAGGCGCCCCGGGUGUGGGAACUGGGUGGCGGUGCUAACGAAGUCUUGGAUUAUAGCACCCCCACCACCAAUGGAACUCCUGAGGCUGCCCUGCCUGAGGACAUCAACCUGAUUCGAGGGACCGGGCCUGGGGGGCAGCUUCAGGAUCUGGACUGCAGCAGCUCAGAUGAUGAAGGGGCCUCUCCAAGCACCACCAGACCAAGUGCUACGAAGGGGACUCUGGGUGGCAUGUUUGGGAUGCUGAAGGGCCUCGUGGGUUCCAAGAGCCUGAGCCGUGCAGACAUGGAAUCUGUGCUGGACAAGAUGCGUGAUCAUCUCAUUGCUAAGAAUGUGGCUGCAGACAUUGCGGUCCAGCUCUGUGAAUCUGUUGCCAGCAAGUUGGAAGGGAAGGUGAUGGGGACGUUCAGCACGGUGACGUCCACAGUAAAGCAAGCUCUGCAGGAGUCCUUGGUACAGAUUCUGCAGCCACAGCGCCGGGUGGACAUGCUCCGUGACAUCAUGGAUGCCCAGCGCCGCCAGCGCCCGUACGUUGUCACCUUCUGUGGCGUCAACGGGGUAGGGAAGUCUACUAAUCUCGCCAAGAUUUCCUUCUGGUUGUUAGAGAAUGGCUUCAGUGUCCUCAUCGCCGCCUGUGACACAUUUCGCGCCGGGGCCGUGGAACAGCUGCGCACGCACACCCGGCGCCUGAGUGCCCUACACCCACCGGAGAAUCACAGUGGCCGCACUAUGGUGCAGCUGUUUGAGAAGGGCUACGGCAAGGACGCCGCCGGCAUUGCCAUGGAGGCCAUCGCCUAUGCGCGUAACCAAGGCUUCAAUGUGGUGCUGGUGGACACAGCUGGCCGCAUGCAAGACAAUGCCCCCCUGAUGACGGCCCUGGCCAAACUCAUUACUGUCAACACCCCUGACUUGGUGCUGUUUGUCGGGGAGGCCUUAGUGGGCAACGAGGCCGUGGAUCAGCUGGUCAAGUUCAACAGAGCCUUGGCUGACCAUUCUAUGGCUCAGACACCUCGGCUCAUUGAUGGCAUUGUCCUUACCAAAUUUGAUACCAUUGAUGACAAGGUGGGAGCUGCUAUCUCCAUGACGUACAUCACAAGCAAACCCAUCGUCUUCGUGGGUACUGGCCAGACGUACUGUGACCUGCGCAGUCUCAAUGCCAAGGCCGUGGUGGCCGCCCUCAUGAAGGCUUAGCGUGGCUUCUGCCCGACACCCAGCCGCCGCUCCCCCAGACCCCACUCCUGUGUCAACAAUGUGCUGCAGGGUAUGCGCGACUUGGCUUCAGUGUAGCGAAGCGGCAGGGUGACGGGAGCUCCAGAGGCCCACAGCGCCUCCCAGCCCUGCUCCCUCCUUGCAGACGGAGGGCCCGAUCAUGUUACAAUCACUGCCCCCUGACACCCACCCACUGGGUACCCCCCAUCCCGCUCAGGCAUUCCUGUCACCCUGCCUCCAGACUCAGUCUAUACAGCUUCUACCAAUGGCUGGAAGACCCAGCAC